Molecule: messenger RNA, 444 nt
Organism: Lipotes vexillifer (Yangtze River dolphin)
Lineage: Eukaryota; Metazoa; Chordata; Mammalia; Artiodactyla; Lipotidae
Gene: NMB
Product: neuromedin B
Exons: 3
Coding region: 31-444 (137 amino acids)
Biological process (GO): positive regulation of hormone secretion; neuropeptide signaling pathway
Cellular component (GO): neuron projection
Molecular function (GO): neuromedin B receptor binding; neuropeptide hormone activity
Source: RefSeq, a predicted model, not a curated record
CCUGAACUGAGGUGCGGCCGGCACCCAGCCAUGACCCUGCGGGCGCGGGGCGCUCGACUGCUCGGAGGCCUUCUGCUCUUCGCUCUGCUCGCUGCCGGCGCCGCCCCGUUUAGCUGGGAUCUCCCGGAGCCCCGCAGCCGGGCCAGCAAGAUCCGAGUGCACCCGCGGGGCAAUCUCUGGGCCACCGGUCACUUCACGGGCAAGAAGAGUCUGGAGCCCCCCAGCCCAUCCCUAUUGGGGACAGCUCCCCACAUCUCCCUGAGGGACCAGAAACUGCAGCUGAGUCAUGAUCUGCUCAGGAUCCUCCUGCAAAAGAAAGCUCUGGGCAUGAGCCUCAGCGGCCCAGCACCUCACACCCAGGCCCCGCCCGGAACUGACAUCCCGGGAAUCCCUGAAUUUGCGUCUUGUUUCCAGGAGUGCUUAUCCGGAGAAUCCCGGACCUAG